Molecule: messenger RNA, 6523 nt
Organism: Xenopus tropicalis (tropical clawed frog)
Lineage: Eukaryota; Metazoa; Chordata; Amphibia; Anura; Pipidae
Gene: lct
Product: lactase-phlorizin hydrolase
Exons: 17
Coding region: 359-6097 (1912 amino acids)
Source: RefSeq, a predicted model, not a curated record
GGUCCUAUACCUGUACAAAUAAACUUGAACCACCUUUUUAAGUGGUAAACAGCAGGAAUAAUAAUAUAACAAACGGGGUACAAAGUAAAUACAAAGUAUGUGCAAAAGGAUGGAGGUCCCUGACCAGUUGAGCUUACGCUCCCCCCCCCCCCUCCUCCUCCUGUUGUCAAAGCUCCUUUCAUAUUUCCUGAUUCCUGUUGUCCAUUAAAUAUAAGUUGUCAGAUGUUUUUAUCUCCAUGACUUGGCAGCUAUUCCCUUAUCUGCUCUGUAGAUAGAACAGGUUAAAUGUUAAUUUUAUGGCCUCCAUUGAUAUAAAUGGCUCCAGCUGUACCCGUCUCCACACUGACUUGGUGUCGCUAUGGGGCAAGCCUGGAACUGGGCUCUCCUUAUCCUUCUCUAUAUAUUGGGCCAGGGAACCUGCUGGCAGCCUGAUAGGGACUUCAUUGCCAUCGCCGGGCCCUUACCAAGUGCUUUAGUGGGGGGGUUCAACACUGAGUGCCAUGAUUCUUAUCUUCGUCAACUGAAAAAUCAGCUGUCUGUUCUGCGCAAACAUGGAGCCACCCAUUAUAAAGUAAACCUGCCGGGGGCUGCUGGGCUCCAGAACCUUCAGCAGCCAGAACCUGUACGGUGCUACCGGAACCUUCUACAGCUCCUUGUUUCUUUGGAUCUCAAACCAGUGGGGAUAUUGGAAGGAGGACAUGGCAGCCAUUGGCUACUCCCUGGCAGCAGUGGCAUCUCCGACCAGUAUGUGGCCAACGCAGACUCUGCCUUUAGCCUGUUUGGGGAUUUGGUUCAUACAUGGAUAACAUUCCAUAUCCCGGGGGGAUAUACAGAAAAGGCACCUCCGGCUGCCCUACAGGCUCUGCUUCAGGCACAUGAGGAAAUAUACACCUUGUACCACCGCAAGUACAAUUCCAACGGAGGAACAGUGUCCAUUGCCCUGGAGCCCCCCCUGCUGGAGAAAUGUCUGUCCCUUCAGCCUCAUCUCCUGGAAUCUGUUGAUUUUGUUGCCUUGAACAUAGAUUAUGUCUGCCAGGACGGGAACCAACUGGAAGAGACCCUGGGAGAACAGACUGUCUGGAAGGAUCGUGAAAUCUUGGUGUUCAGUUUGAAGCUGACCAAUUGCAUUUCUGCACAAGGAAAUAAAUAUCUCCCUGCCUAUAAAUUAUCAGCGGAGUUUACAAACUAUGGGGCUGUGUUCAUGGGCUACGACAUCAGUGAAUUUUUAGACGACUCCCCCAUUUCCAAAGAAAGGUCUGCAGAAUCCACAGAGCGGUCGCUCUCUCCUCGCUCAUACGCUACUGUCUGGAAUAAAUUCGCUAACCAGGCCCCGGGCGAGAGGGACUCCUUCCUGCAGGACGUGUUUCCCAGUGGGUUCCAAUGGGGCGCAGCUACAGCCGCUUACAGAGUGGAAGGGGGCUGGGCAGAAGAGGGCAAAGGAGAAACCAUAUGGGACAAGUUUGGGCACGAAGACUUGGCGGCACAGAAAGCGACCGCCGACGUGGCCUCUGACAGCUACCAUAAAAUCGACUAUGAUGUCUAUCUGCUUAGGGGUCUGCAGCCCAACCUGUACAAGUUCUCCAUCUCUUGGGCCAGGAUAUUCCCCAAUGGGUUCAAAUCCAAGGAGAACCCCAAGGGAGUGAAAUACUACAAUAAACUGAUAAACAGCCUGAGAGAGGCCCACAUUGAGCCCAUAGUUACCCUGUUCCACUGGGAUUUGCCCCAAGCCCUGCAGGACCUCGGGGGCUGGCAGAACCAGAGCAUUGUCGAUGCCUUUGGCGAAUACGCCGAUUUCUGUUUCAACAGUUUUGGCGACCGUGUCAAAGUCUGGAUAACGUUUGAUGAGCCAUGGGUUAUCAGCUAUGCUGGGUAUGGCACAGGGCAACACCCGCCAGGGAUUAAGAACCCGGGAGAUGCCUCCUACAAGGUGGCGCACAACAUCAUUAAAGCACACGCAAAGGCCUGGCACGUGUACAACGAUAAAUACAGGGCCCAGCAGCAGGGUAAGGUGGGUAUCUCUCUCAACUCAGACUGGGCAGAGCCAAUGAGCCCCUCAGACCCAGCUGAUGUGGAGGCGGCUGAGCGCUACCUUCAGUUCAUGCUGGGUUUGUUUGCCCACCCAAUACUGGUCGAUGGAGACUACCCUGCCAUGCUUAAAUCUCAAAUACAACUAAAGCAGCAGCAGUGCCCUGGCAUAGUUUCUCCGCUGCCCGCCUUCUCCGAGUCUGAGAAAUCCAGUAUCCGAGGGACGGCAGACUUUCUGGGCAUUUCCCAUUACACCUCCAGGCUGGUCAAUGCGUCUGUUAGUACCAGCUGUGCCGCAGAUUAUAACAACAUUGGGGGCUUUGUGCCAGAUGUGGACCCUUCGUGGCCUGGGACCUCCUCUCCGUGGAUCUCAGUAGUACCUUGGGGUAUCAGGAGACUUCUGAACUAUGUGAAAGAGGCGUAUGUGACUGGGGGUCUGCCAAUAUACAUCACGGGGAAUGGGAUGCCUACAGCACAUGAUGUAGAGUUGUACAACGACACAACCAGAAUGGAUUAUAUACAGACCUACAUCAAUGAGGUUCUGAAAGCUAUCAAGAAUGAUACAGUACCUGUAAGUUCUUACAUAGUCCGGUCCCUCCUGGAUGGCUUUGAGGGUCCCCAUGGUUACACCCAGAGGUUUGGGUUACACUAUGUAGAGUUUACAGAUGCCAACAGACAGAGGACCCCCAAGGAAUCUGCCUAUCUAUUCGCUAACAUCAUUGAAAGUAAUGGAUUCCCAAAGACACAAAAAGCCCCAAAAGUAGCUGCAGCUUCAAGCUGGUCACAGGCCAAAAAGUUACCCCCUUUGCCCCCUUCUGAAGUUCCAUCAAGGGCAAAGGUUGUAUGGGAAAAGUUUUCAGGGCAAACGGCCUUUGAAAGAGAUAUGUAUUAUCGCGGUGCAUUUCCUGAUGAUUUUCACUGGGGGGUUUCAACUUCGGCGUAUCAGGUAGAAGGAGGCUGGGAUGCCGAUGGGAAAGGGCCAAGCACCUGGGACACAUUCACACAUACUCCUGGGAAUAUUGCCAAUAAUGAGACUGGAGACAUUGCCUGUGACAGCUAUAACCAGGUGGAUGCUGACCUGUACAUGCUGAAGUCCUUGGGAGUGACAAGCUAUAGGUUCUCCCUCUCCUGGUCUCGGAUCUUCCCAACUGGAACCAGCACCCCCAAUAGCAAAGGUGUUGAGUACUACAACCAGCUUAUCAACAAGCUUCUGGCAAACAACAUUUCUCCAUUGGUAACACUUUACCACUUUGACCUUCCCCAAGCUCUCCAGGACAUAGGUGGUUGGGAGAAUGAGAGGGUGCUCGACGCAUUUCACAGCUAUGCCGACUAUUGUUUCAAGAUCUUCGGAGAUCGGGUCAAGUUUUGGAUGACUUUUAAUCAACCCCACAGCAUUGUGACAGCUGGGUAUGGCCUGGGGGUCUUUCCACCUGAAGUGAAAGAUGACCCUGGCUCUGCUCCUUAUAGGGUUGCCCAUAAUCUUUUAAAAGUCCAUGCCAGGGUUUACCAUACCUACGACCAACAGUAUAGGGCAAGCCAAGGAGGUGUGAUCUCUCUAAGUCUCAACACGGAAUGGGCAGAGCCCAAAGAUCACAACGAUCCAAGGGAUGUGGAAGCCGCUGACCGAUACCUACAGUUCACACUAGGGUGGUUUGCCCACCCCAUCUUCAAAACGGGGGACUACCCAGAUGCCAUGAAAUGGCAAGUGGCGAAUAAAAGUGAAUUACAGAAACUGAAAUCCUCCAGGCUGCCAAGCUUCACCGAUAAUGAAAAAGCCUACAUCCAAGGCACUGCUGAUGUCUUCUGCAUCAACAUCUACACCUCUAAAAUAGUCCAGCACAAAACAAUCAAGCUGAACCCUCCAUCCUUUGAAGGAGACAGAGAUACACAGGAAUCAUUUAACUCAAACUGGCCAACAACUGGGGUUUCAGAGCACAGAGAGGUGCCCUGGGGGCUUAGGAGGCUUCUUAACUGGGUCAAGGAGGAAUAUGAGAAUGUGCCCAUUUAUAUUACUGAGAAUGGCGUUACCAUAAGCACUGCCACUGAGUUCGAUGACAACAACCGCAUCUUCUACUACAAAACCUACAUUGAUGAAGCACUGAAAGCAAUCAAACUUGAUGGGGUGAAUUUGAAAGGUUACACGGCCUGGUCCCUCAUGGACACCUUUGAAUGGAAUUUCGGCUAUAGCCCGCGGUUCGGCCUGCACCACGUGGACUUCACAAAUCCCAGCCGCCCAAGGACCCCCAAACAUUCCGCCAUCUACUAUGCAGAAAUCAUACGGAACAAGGGCAUGCCCCUUAGCAAGGAGGACGAGUUCCUUUAUGGGGAGUUCCCAAAAGAUUUUGCAUGGAGUGUGGCAUCUGCUUCCUACCAGAUUGAAGGUGCCUGGAGAGCCGAUGGCAAAGGCCUGAGUAUCUGGGACCAGUAUGCCCACACCCCACUGAGAAUCGGGAACGAUGACAAUGGGGAUGUCGCCUGUGACAGCUACAACAGAAUCGAGCAAGAUGUGGUUGCUCUGAAGAACCUCAAGGUCUCUCACUAUCGAUUUUCCAUUUCUUGGCCACGGGUUCUGCCAGACGGGACUCUGAACUUUGUCAACGAGGCUGGGCUAAACUAUUACAUUCGUCUGAUCGAUGCUUUACUGGCAGCCAAUAUACAGCCACAGGUGACAAUCUAUCACUGGGAUCUGCCCCAAGCAUUACAAAACGUCGGAGGUUGGGAGAAUGAUACCAUCGUGGAAAGGUUUAAAGACUACGCCGACCUGCUUUUCCAGAGACUGGGGGACAAGGUGAAGUUCUGGAUAACUAUCAAUGAGCCGUACAUCGUAGCCAACCUGGGACACGGAUAUGGCACAGCGGCACCAGGAAUCUCUUCAAGGCCUGGCAGAGCCCCGUACAUAGUGGGCCAUAACCUGAUCAAGUCUCACGCUGAAGCAUGGCACCUGUACAAUGACAAAUACCGAGCCAGCCAAGGUGGGCUGAUCUCUAUCACCAUCAAUUCUGAUUGGGCAGAGCCAAGAAACCCUUAUAAGCAGGAGGAUGUGGAGGCAGCAAGAAGAUAUGUGAUGUUUUAUGGCGGUUGGUUUGCAAAUCCCAUUUUCAAUAAUGGAGACUACAACGAGGUCAUGAAAUCCAGGGUUCGGGAACGAAGUCUCGCGUCUGGGCUGACGCAAUCUCGGCUCCCAGAAUUCACAGAGAGUGAGAAGCAGAGGAUUAAAGGGACCUUUGACUACUUUGGGUUUAACCAUUACACCACCAUUCUGGCAUCGCCCCUCAAUUUGCCAAUCUCCCAGCAGACAUACGAUGCUGACAGGGGAGUAGCUUCAACAAUUGAUCACAGCUGGCUGGGCUCUGGCUCCUUCUGGCUAAAAGUCACCCCGUUUGGCUUUAGAAGAAUACUGAACUGGAUUAAAGAAGAGUACAACAACCCCCCUAUUAUAGUAACAGAAAACGGUAUUUCCGAGCGCGGCACCAACCUGAAAGAUGUCUGGAGGGAACAUUACUACAAAGAAUAUAUCAAUGAGGCGCUGAAAGCUAUCAAGUAUGAUGGGGUGGACCUGCGUGGGUACACAGCCUGGUCCCUGAUGGAUAACUUUGAGUGGGCCACGGGAUUUGCCGAACGCUUUGGCUUGCAUUACACCAACUACUCGGAUCCUGAAUUGGCACGCAUCCCUAAAGAGUCGGCAAAGUACUACAGAUCUAUCAUUCGGUGCAAUGGCUUCCCUGACCCAAGUAAUGGCACCCCUCCUUGUCUGGAGCCCGAGGCAGAAGGCACAACCGCUCCUACGCCCACCCUCACCCACAGCACGCCCACCCUCACCCACAGCACGCCCACCCUCACCCACAGCACGCCCACCCUCACCCACAGCACGCCCACCCUCACCAAACCACCUUCCGGUGAAAUUCAAGAUACGGCCGUUUCCUUCCUUGGGCUGGAGAUUUCACCCUCAGAUGCCCAGACUGCCCUCUACGUGGAAUUUGGCAUUCUGAUUGCAGCGGUUUUAGGAAUCAUCUUGUUUUCCAUUUUCUACAGCAAAUUAGCAAAGAAAGCAAUGAAAGUGAGCAGCUUUUAAGUGAUCGUAUGAUGCCAAAGUGUAUGGACGCCAUGAUUCCAGGGUUGCCCCCGGGUGCAUAAUACCAAGGAAAUGUGCUGUUUUGCUUUAGAAACCAGAAUAAAGCUUUAUUGGGCAGAGACCAUUCCGACUCCCUGCAGUGAGUGCCACUUCCCACGCCCAACCCCCCAGGGCUCAGUGGUGCCACGUACCUGGUAACAAUGUGUAAGUAGACAGAACCCCAGUAUACAGACUAGGCUUUGCAGGCCCAUUGGGUAAUUACUGUACUGAUCAGCCACUUAGCCCUGGUCAUCUAAUUAAGUGCCAUAUUUUCCAUUCUGAGCAGAAAUCACUGUACGGCAAUGCUGUAAAUAUCUCCAGUAUCUAAGCCUUUCAGCUUGAAAUGUGGGUUUUUGUUCAAUAAAGAUCCCCAAAUUUUCCUGUUUA